Molecule: messenger RNA, 1738 nt
Organism: Helicoverpa zea (corn earworm)
Lineage: Eukaryota; Metazoa; Arthropoda; Insecta; Lepidoptera; Noctuidae
Product: sodium/potassium-transporting ATPase subunit beta-2-like
Exons: 7
Coding region: 46-993 (315 amino acids)
Biological process (GO): intracellular sodium ion homeostasis; intracellular potassium ion homeostasis; sodium ion export across plasma membrane
Cellular component (GO): sodium:potassium-exchanging ATPase complex
Molecular function (GO): ATPase activator activity
Source: RefSeq, a predicted model, not a curated record
AGCUUCGCUUACCCAGCGUCAGUGUUCUCCGGCCUCGCAGAUACGAUGGGCGCCGACAAGCCCAACGGCGUGGUCAACUACUGCCGAAGACCACCACAGCGGCCCUUUCUGCAAAGAAUCCAGUAUGGCAUCUGGAACCCGGAGGAACGAACCUUCUUGGGACGAACGCCGCAUCGAUGGGGAGUGAUAGGCCUGAUCUACCUGGUGAUGUACAUCUGCAUCAUCAUCUUCUUCUCCAUCUGCAUGUGCGGCCUGAUGGCCACCAUGGACGACAAGAUCCCCUACUUCACGCUCGCUGACUCCAUUAUUGGUGCUAACCCCGGUAUGGGUCACCGGCCACUGCUGUUUGAGGAGGGGGCGCUGAUCUGGUAUCACGCUGACAACGAGACACAAGUCAAGAAGUAUGUUGACAAUAUCAACGAGUUUCUUGCACCUUACAACAACAGAACGCUACUCCCCAACCAAGGUGACAACCAGCUGGAGUGCGGCGACGUGAAGCCACCACGAGCUCAGGUGUGCGCCUUCGACACCAGCAGCUUCGGGCCCUGCUCCAGCGAGAACAACUUCGGAUAUGCUAACAAAACUCCCUGUUUGAUUAUUAAGCUGAAUAGGUUAUAUGACUGGAACCCCGACUUCUACGAUGAUCCCGGCGACUUACCCCCUGAUAUGCCGCCUGACAUAAAGAACUAUAUUGUCAACGCGACUGCUAAGCAACGUCGCAAAGUAUGGGUGUCAUGCAUGGGCGAGAGGCCAGCUGACGUGGAGGCUCUCGGUCCUCUCCGGUAUUACCCGUACCCUGGCCUGCCGGAGACGUACUUCCCGUAUGACAACACUCCUGGCUAUCUGAGCCCGCUGGUCGCUGUGCAGCUUUUGAAUCCUACAUUGCAUCAAAUAAUAAACAUCCGUUGCCGUGCGUGGGCGCGUAAUAUCGUGUACACCGAGAGUCUGAAGGAGCGCCUCGGAUCUACUCAUCUUGAGAUUAUGAUCGACUGAAAUGGACCAAUUUGUGGGGAGGGAGGAGUGUUGAGGAGUCUUAGUAGGAUUACUAGUUCUCGACAAGUAUUUUUACUACUGCCUUCAUUUAUGUCAUUGAUUCAACCAACGAUAGGCAUAUCUGUGGAUUGAAACAACCAUCGGGUCGGUAGUUUGCAGUGUGUGAAGGAUCUAAAUGUUUGUACUUAAUUAAAGAUUUUGUUAUAAUUACUAUUUCAUCGUCUUUGCAUUCAUUUCAAUAUACAUAGAUUCUUGAUAGUACUUACCUACAUAAAACACUGAAUCUUUGUUGUUUUAGUAUCUCUCCAGUCGACUUCUCAACACGGAUUAACACUCCCCCAAUUAGCACUAAUUACUUAAUGUGUCUUAUACGUAUACAAGGUAGCAAAAUACAUACUAAAUUAAUGUCAUCUAGAUCAAUUUUAUUAUACUAUUUUUAUAUUAUUGUGACCAAUACAUAAAAGAAAACAUAUAAGUAAAGUAAUUUUUUAAAAAGUUCAAACGAAUUAGCCAUUUGCUAGUUAUAUUUAUAAACAUAAGUCUAUUCAUAGCAGAAGCUAAGUCAAUGCAUAUUUUGAUAUAUUUUACAAAUCAGUUUUUAAUAUCAUUAUGUGUAUUAAUGUGUAUUUAAGAUGAAAGGAUAAAAGGAACAAACAUUGUACUUACCUCUUAAUAUUAAACAAUUAGAUUGUGUGAAGUUAUUUUUGUAAAUGAGUACUUAAAUAGAUUGUGACGUAUGUCUGUC